AUGUAUUCUAUACAGUUUAUUAUCCAACCUUCAUGUGGAACUCCUACUUUGAUUAAUAAUCUAAAUGUUAAUUCAAAUAAAACUGUUGAGCCUGGAAAUUACGUUUUGCUAACUAUUACUUGUUAUACUUGUGAACGUGCUGGGCAUUAUAGUAGAAAUUGUCCUGAAUUACCUAAUAUUCAAAAUAAUUCUUCUGCUAAUAAUUCACUAUUAGCAUUAAUAAAUAAUUCAGGAACAGCUAAUAAUUCAGAGAAUCAAACUUUGUAUUUAAGCAUACCAGAAGAAGAUGAGCCACUAUUUCUACCUGCUAAAAGACCUAUUCGUCCCAAACCUAUAAUGAAUACACCAAUCCUUCAAAAAAGGCAAGCUGAAACUAAAGCUGUGAAUUUAAUCAACCUUGAAGAAACUGGAGAAAAUAAAGAUCCUGAUAUUGAAUAG
Racocetra persica is the source of this 438-nucleotide messenger RNA. The record is from the annotation of a GenBank genome assembly. NCBI's taxonomy places the organism in Eukaryota, Fungi, Glomeromycota, Glomeromycetes, Diversisporales, Gigasporaceae.